CUCUCUUUUUGGGAGCGUGAGAGAGAGAGAGAGAGAGAGAGCUUCAGAUCGUGGGCUGUGGGAUAUAAUCGCCCCAGUUUUACUAUUACAUCGAGCUCCCCGGGCCUCCGUUACAACGCCGUUCCGUUCCGUUUCGGGUUCUGAGCUUUUUCUUUUUUCUCUUCUUCCUCGCAUUCUUUUUCUCUGUUUUUUGCUUUUGCGCUUUAUUCGUCGAGUGAAGUAAAGUUCCUUCGUCAGUAAAUCUUGCUUCAAGUUUGCUUCAAGUUCUCGAAGCUAUCUCAAUGGCUCCUUCUCCUCCUCCUCUGGAUCCCAGAGAAGCUCCAAAUCCGAAGCGUUGAGCUUUGUUUGUGUUCGAGAAAGAGCACAAAUCAGAGUAGCAGAGAAGCUUCAGAGCUCAGACUGAAACGACAAGUCAUCGGCAAGUGUGAUCGCCGUAUGCUUCUAGCCACAUAUUGCCCAUCCAAUCGGAGAGCCUCUAACGGUUUUGUGAAAACGACAAAGAAUUUGAAGAGCGUUGGGUGGAAAAGUUAGAUAAUGGGGGCAAUUGGUGGGGAAGAUCUAAUGAAGUGGGAGAAGAUGCAAGGAGCAGGUGCUCGCGAAGAGAAGAUUCUAGUUUUAGUGAGGUUAAGGCCCUUGAGUGAGAAGGAGGUUGCAUCAAAUGAAGUAGCAGAUUGGGAAUGCAUCAAUGACACCACCAUCUUAUACCGAAACACACUGCGGGAAGGGUCUACAUUUCCAACUGCCUAUACAUUUGACAGAGUAUUUCGGGGUGAUUGCUCUACAAGGCAGGUUUACGAAGAAGGAGCCCAACAAAUUGCCCUUUCAGUUGUCAAUGGUAUCAACUCAAGUAUUUUUGCAUAUGGUCAAACAAGCAGUGGGAAAACGUACACCAUGGAUGGUAUAACAGAGUUUACAGUAGCAGAAAUAUUUGACUAUAUACACAGGCACGAGGAACGAGCUUUUGUUGUAAAGUUUUCAGCAAUUGAGAUAUACAAUGAAGCUGUUAGAGACCUCCUAAGUUCAGAUAAUACUCCACUUAGGCUGCUAGAUGAUCCUGAGCGGGGGACUAUAAUAGAGAAAAUCACAGAGGAAGUUCUGAGGGACUGGAGCCAUUUAAAGGAGCUCCUUUCUAUCUGCGAAGCUCAAAGACAGAUAGGGGAGACUGCAUUGAACGAGAAAAGCUCUAGAUCACAUCAAAUUAUUAGAUUGGCAAUUGAAAGUUCUGCUCGUGAGUUUUUAGGCAAGGGAAAUUCGACCACCCUUGCAGCUAGCGUGAAUUUUGUGGACUUGGCAGGAAGUGAGCGUGCAGCUCAGGCAUUAUCAGCUGGGACGAGAUUAAAAGAAGGCAGCCACAUUAAUCGCAGUUUACUUACUCUCGGGACUGUUAUUCGCAAGCUAAGUAAAGGAAGACAUGGACACAUCAAUUACAGAGAUUCUAAGCUGACACGCAUACUGCAGCCUUGCUUGGGUGGUAACGCUAGAACUGCCAUCAUUUGCACUUUGAGCCCUGCACGAAGCCAUGUUGAGCAAACUAGAAACACUCUUUUGUUUGCUUGUUGUGCAAAAGAAGUGACUACAAAAGCACAGGUCAAUGUAGUAAUGUCAGACAAGGCACUGGUUAAGCAUUUACAAAAAGAGCUGGCUAGAUUGGAGAGUGAGUUGAAAACACCUGGCCUUCCUUCCUCAACUUGUGACUACACAACAUUACUUAGAAAGAAAGAUGUUCAGAUAGAAAAGAUGGAUAAGGAAAUUAGAGAGCUGAAAAAGCAACGCGAUCUUGCUCAAUCACGGGUGGAGGAUUUACUACGGAUGGUUGGAAAUGAUAAUGAUUCAAGACAAGCUUCAGACAAUCAUCAUCCUAAAUGGCAAGCAGGGGAUGUUUCGGAUGAUGAAUAUUCAGUAUCAUCAGGUGUGGUUGAUUCUCAUUAUCCGAAUGGUGUCAGAAAGUUCAACAAUCCACAUUUUGAUGAAAGAGACAGGGAGAGCAGUCCUGAGGAAACUGCAGGUGGAACUGCAGAAAAUACUGAUGACUACUGCAAAGAAGUUCGCUGUAUUGAGAUGGAAGAGCCAAGCUGGGACAAGAACUCUGGAUCCCCUGCCUUAUCUACUAUUGGCAAUGAAGGAACAUCUGCUUUGACAUCUGGGGAUACAAGGGUAACAGGUCAAGAAUUGAUAUCUACCCCAGUGAAUGCAGAUGGAGAAGGGAUUCAGUUGCAAAAUGGUUUUGCAUAUGGCACAUUGGAGCAGAGACUACAUGAUGUACAAAUGACCAUUGAUUCUCUUGGUAGUCCUUACCCUGAAGAAUCAUUUCCGCAUGAUAUUUCAGCAAAUAUGUCAAGUUCUAGAAGCCUAAAGUUAACUAGGAGCUGGAGUUGUAGAGCAAAUCUCAUGACUGGCUCAUCUUCUCCAGAUAAAUUGGAGAGAACCCCACCUAAUGGGUUUGAGAAAAGCUUUCAUGGGAGACCAGAAAGUUUUGGGAGGAAGGUUCCUCUAUUACAUUAUGAUUCCAACAGAAGGUUGUCAAGAAAUGAUUCUCAAUCUUCCCUUGGGAGUGCUGUGGAUGAGCUAGGAGCACAGACUGCCGAUGAAGAUAUUACUAGUGUCCAUACUUUUGUCGCAGGACUAAAGAAAAUGGCCAAAAAGCUUGAGUAUGACAAACAACUUGCCAAUGGUCAGGACCAAGAGACUGGGGUAGCAGCUGUAAACUUUGAGAAGAAUGUGAAAGAUGUAGGAAUAGAUCCAAUGCUGGAAGCAUCAGAAACACUUGAUUGGCCUCUGAAAUUUGAGAGACAGCAGAGGGCCAUACUUGAACUUUGGGAAAGGGCCAUACUUGAACUUUGGGAAACUUGCUACAUAUCAGUGGUCCACAGAACCUACUUUUUCUUGCUCUUCAAAGGUGAUCCAACGGAUUCCAUUUACAUGGAGGUAGAGCUUAGGAGACUCUCUUUCCUCAAGGAGACCUUUUCCCGUGGAGAUCAUGCUGUGGAAGAUGGUCAGGCGCUCACACUGGCUUCAAGUUCUACGGUUCUCACCACCGUCACUCGUUUUACUUCUGCUCGUUCUACUUGGGUGGCUCUUGAAAAACGUUUCGCCUCUCCGAAUCAAAAUUGGAUUUUGCAGCUUUGUAGUGAACUCUUCUGUGCUGCUCGUGGUGACUCCUCCAUUGCUGAUUACUUGGACAAGGUCAAUGCUAUUGUCGACAACCUCGCGUUAUCUGGUUCUCCUCUUCCUGACUCCGAUCUUCUUGCUGUCAUUAUGAAUAAUGUUGGGCCCUUAUAUGAGUCUACUGUUGCGUCUACUCAAGCCCGUGAAACCCCUAUUACCUAUGCUGAUCUUGAGGCUCUCUUGCUCUCUGUUGAACAGUGCCAUCUUGCGCUCCAUGCUUCUGCUCGCGAUGGUCCUGCCACUGUGAUGAUUGCUGCCCAUGGUCGUGCUCUUUCUCAUGGUCGCAGUCGUGGUAGUGGCAACUUUUCUUUCCGUGGCGGCCAUUCUGGUGGUUCUGCUCUGUGGUAUGGUUCUUCCUCUACUACUGGACAUCCUGGGUUUCGUGGCUCUUCCUCCUCUCCUGGUUCUGGUCGUGCUUCUUCUUCUUCUCCUGGUGGCUCCUCUUCGCAGCCUAGUGUUUUGGGUCCUCCUCCUGCGGCUGCUUCUAGUUUUUCCUCACCUUCUGCUUCCUUUUCCGGUUCACGUAUUUGGUGCCAAAUUUGUGGACGUUAUGGGCAUUCUGCUUUAGAUUGCUACAAUCGUCUCAACUUUUUGUACGAAGGUCGGGUGCCUCCUCAACACCUUACUGCCAUGACUGCUCAACAAUCCUCUUCUCCUCGUCCUCCUGAUUGGGUUGUGGAUACUGGGGCCAACUCUCAUAUCACCAAUGAUUUGGGAAACUUGUCUCUUUCCCCGAGAAUAUCAUGGCCAUGA
Molecule: messenger RNA, 3918 nt
Organism: Prunus dulcis (almond)
Lineage: Eukaryota; Viridiplantae; Streptophyta; Magnoliopsida; Rosales; Rosaceae
Product: kinesin-like protein KIN-7E
Exons: 15
Coding region: 535-3918 (1127 amino acids)
Biological process (GO): microtubule-based movement
Molecular function (GO): microtubule motor activity; microtubule binding; ATP binding
Source: RefSeq, a predicted model, not a curated record